AUGUCGGGCGUGGACCUGCACAUGGAGCCGUCAGAGGGAGGCCUGAAGGAGCUGGUGCUCAGGUGGUUCAAUGACACUCAGGCGCCACUCAUCCUCAACAACGGGAACUUCCCCGACUGGUUUCAAGGCUUCACUGCACGAAAGGACACGGAAGAUCUGCUGAGAGAUAAAGCUCUGGGCUGUUUUCUCAUUCGCCUCAGUGAUAAAGCCGUCGGCUACAUCCUGUCCUACAGGGGCCAUGACAGGUGCCGACAUUUUGUCAUCACGCAGAAUCCAGACGGACAGUUCGUCAUCACAGGGGACAGUCAGACGCACGGCAGCCUCACAGAGCUCAUCCAGCAUUACAAAGUCAGCCCCAUACAGCCCUUUGGAGAAUACCUGACCUCCAGCUGUCAUGAGGUAAACACAGGUGAGCUGUAUGAUGUGGUGAAUUUCACUGACAAAGGGAAGACUGGGGUGAAUGUCAGAGCUCUGCGGUCUCUGUGGGACAAAAAACAAAAUGACAACAGCAUCCCUGUUAAUGAUCAGAGGGUGCAGCAGCAGAACGAGGCUUCUGCAGCUCCACGACCUGCAGUGCCUCCAAAAAUCAAGAGCAGGAAGCUGACAGGAGCCGUGUCUGUGGACACUGUGUCCCUCUCACAGGUCGUCCCUCCUGUACCCAAAAGAGGAAUUCCUCUGAGUUUCUCUCUGAGUGGAUCUUUGCCCGACACAUCAUCACCUCCUGAUGGAACCCUGAGCGACCCGAACAGAUCCCAGAGACUGAGAGGAAACACAAACUCAAUUGUGGUGUCUGACAGGGACUCGUUUAACUCUGACAUGAGUUAUCCAGGUGAUCUGUGUGCAGCAGGGACCACCUACUCUGAGCUGACCCUGGUGGAGAACAGAAGCAGGUCUCUGCCCAGACUGAACAACAUCAGCAUGGAUGACCAAGAGGACCAAGAGGACGUGGAGGAAGAUGAGUACUCGAACCGGCUCACUGCCUCCUUCACAGCAUCUUACUCACCCGUUCCUCUGAAGAAAGUCACCUGUCACACCUACUCCCUCCAUGACCCCAGAGACAGCCCGAGGCCCAGCAGCUCCCAGUCAGAGCAGCCGGAGGACGAGAUGUCCAGGUUGAACCCUCUGUACCAGACCUCCGAGAGGCCCAGAGGGAGUCCGGCUCAGCAGGGAGACAACAUGUACGCUGAGGUCCCCCAGAGGCCACCGCCCGCCGCGCUGCCUGAUAACACCUACGAGCAGAUCCCAGAGGCCCCCGCCCGCACCGGCAACACGUACGAGACGCUGGAGGACGUGAAGACCAAGAAGUCCAAAACCACCUGGGGGAAAAAUAAUAUAGCAUGGAAGAAAUUCCGUCCUGAAUGUCGGGGUUCACUGUGCGCUGCUCAUACGCUGCCAGAGGAGAAGAAGAAGAAGAAACUACGGAAGUACGGCUUCCAAACAGAUUCCCGUUGGAAGAGUGAAAUACAGCAGAUCGCCUUCAUUUUUAAUCAAAUCUAA
Centropristis striata (black sea bass) is the source of this 1497-nucleotide messenger RNA. RefSeq names its product SH2 domain containing 7 (gene sh2d7). Gene Ontology annotation, cellular component: cytoplasm. NCBI's taxonomy places the organism in Eukaryota, Metazoa, Chordata, Actinopteri, Perciformes, Serranidae. Bases 1 to 1497 code for a protein of 498 amino acids. The record is from RefSeq and is a predicted model, not a curated record. The transcript is spliced from 7 exons.